GUACUCCCGGGACACCGUAGGAGCCGGAAGCAGCAGCAGCAGCUCCUAGGCACCUGGAGCGCGAGACGCUGCUCCCAGACAACGGAUCACGUGACCGGCCCAGGAGACAGGCGGCGGCUGUGUCCUGCAUACAGCUGAGGAGGUGUCUCUCCAUUCCUCAGACAUGAGGGUAACUGGAAUUGCCGGUUCCUGCUGAGUGACGGAGAAGCCUGUCCUUCACGUCUCACCAUGGGGAAGAAGAGCAUGAAACCUGCAAGCAAAACCUGCGCCGACCCUGGAGAAGGAGCUCGGCACCACGGCACCUGGAGCCUUGUGGUUUUCACUUGUGUUUUCGCUGUCUACAUUAAGACUUUACACCCGUCUUUACCGGGAGGAGAUUCAGGGGAGCUGAUCACAGCCGCCUAUGAGCUCGGAGUCGCUCAUCCUCCUGGAUAUCCGUUGUUCACUUUGCUGGCCAAACUGGUGAUGGUUCUUCUGCCGAUCGGCUCCAUUGCGUAUCGAGUCAACCUUCUCUGCAGCUUUUGUGGAGCAGUCGCUGCCUCUCUGCUGUUUAGGACGACUGUCAGGCUUUCUGGCUCGUAUACGGCAGGAAUCCUUGCUGCAGGGUUAUAUUCAUUUUCACGUCUAACAUGGCAGUGGUCCAUUGCAGCCGAGGUUUUCAGCCUGAACAAUCUGUUUGUGGUGAUGCUCAUGGGUCUUACGGUGGAGUUUCACAAGGCGAAAACUGUCAGCGAGAGAUCAAAGAUUUCUCUCUAUGGUGCGUUUUGCUGUGGGCUCAGCUUGUGUAACCAGCACACUGUUGUACUGUAUAUCGUAUGCAUUGUGAUUUGGGUUCUAGGACAUCAGUUCCUGCAUAAGGAAUUGUCCUUUAGUUAUUUGGUGAAGUUAGGGCUCUGCUUCGCCACGGGGCUCUUACCUUAUUCUUACCUAAUUGUUUCUUCGUACUUCAAUCAAGCACGAUGGACCUGGGGAGACCAGACGACCGUUCAAGGGCUUCUGACUCAUUUACUUCGAGAGGAGUACGGGACAUUCAGUCUGGCAAAAUCGGAAGCAGGAUCCAGUAUGGGCGAGACUCUAAUGUUUCAAAUCAGCCACAUGUGUGUAGAAAUCACUCCUAUGGCUCAAGGUCUCGCCGUGUUAUCACUGUUGCUAUGUUUUACUAACAGGGAGUCCGUCUCCAUUGUUUCUCUCUUUACGGCAAUGCUACUUGGCUAUUCAUUAUUUUUUUCCUGGAGAGCAAAUUUAAACAUUACUAAACCUUUGUUCUUGGGUGUGGUGGAGAGGUUUUGGAUGCAGAGCAAUAUUGUGGUAUGCGCUCUGGCAGGACAUGGCUUGGCCUUAUUGAUAAGAAGCAUAAGGUCAAAAAUGCCAAACAAAAACUUCAUUUUCUACUUAGAAUGGAUUUUCACGGUUGCGGUUGUUGCUCGGCAGAUGCACACUAACUUAAGUGUUUGUGACCAAAGCAGCAAUUAUGUGGUAGACAAGUUUGCAAGGAAUAUUUUGUUCUCAAUGCCUCAGAACGCUAUCAUGUUACUAAGAGGUGAUCUGCCAGGAAAUUCUUUGCGUUACCUUCAUUAUUGUGAAGGACUGCGUCCUGAUCUGUCGUUAGUGGAUCAAGAGAUGAUGACAUAUGAGUGGUAUCUACCAAAGACAGCAAAACACUUGGCAGGCGUCCAUUUUCCUGGCAAUAAGUGGAAUCCAGUGGUAACAAGACGUCUGGACGGAACAAUUACCUUUAACCUUCAGCAUUUUAUCAAAGUAAAUGAAAAUAGGGAGACCUUUGUAUGCAUAGGACUGAAUGAGGGAGAUCCAACAUGGAAGAAAACGCAUUCACUGUGGCCAUGGGGCUGUUGUGAGAAGCUUGUCUCGAAAAAUGUGAUUUUCAAUGCUGAGGAAUGGAUUACGCUGACUAGCAAUCUGUAUAACUGGACGGAGCAGUAUGGAAAGUUUGAAAUUUCCUCGUGGGAAGCUGUAGCCAAUGAAGAGAUGUGGGAAGCAAGAGUGAAAACCGCUUUCUUUAUAUUUGACCUUGCGGAGUCUCCACAUUUGUCGUCAUCUGUCAAAAAUCAGCUGUACCUCUAUUCUUACCAGCUGUACAAAAAGGCAAUAGACAAACAUGAAAAUCACCCCGUUACCUGGCACAAAAACUACGCCAUAGCAUGCGAACGAAUGCUGCGCCAGCACAGGACCGACAUUGAACCGGAAGAUCUUCUAAAGGAUGCCAUCAAACACUUUUCCACUUACGCCAGCAAGGCUACGGCUGACGGCCAGAUCGAGGCCAUACUGCAAGCGGUCGACUACUUCAAAGAUGAAUUCCUGCGACUUAAAAGACUAAAGGGCAAUGUCCGAUGAAGCAUGUCACAUC
Messenger RNA from Bufo bufo (common toad), 2365 nucleotides. RefSeq names its product transmembrane protein 260 (gene TMEM260). The transcript is spliced from 17 exons. Bases 229 to 2352 code for a protein of 707 amino acids. The record is from RefSeq and is a predicted model, not a curated record. Lineage: Eukaryota; Metazoa; Chordata; Amphibia; Anura; Bufonidae.